AUGCCAACCAUUCCAGUUGAUAAAGAAGAUCUUUUCAAAUUAUUAGGUAGAUCUUAUACCACUGAAGAAUUUGACGAAUUAUGUUUUCAAUUUGGUAUUGAAUUAGAUGAAGAUACUACUGAAGAUGUUAAAGGAACCGAUGAAAGACCUCAAUUAAAAAUUGAAGUUCCUGCCAAUAGAUAUGAUAUGUUAUGUAUUGAAGGUAUUGCUCAAGCCUUGAAUGAAUUUUUAGGUAAUUCUGAAUCACCAAAAUAUACUUUAAAUCCAGUCAAACCAGAAAUUUCAUUAACUAUUAAAGAAUCAACUUUACCAAUUCGUCAAUAUGCUGCUAGUGCAAUUUUGAGAAAUGUUGUUUUAGAUGAAAGAUCAUAUGAAUCUUUUAUUGCAUUACAAGAUAAAUUACAUUCUAAUUUAUGUCGUAAUAGAACUUUGGUUGCUAUUGGUACUCAUGAUUUGGACACUUUAACUCCACCAUUCACUUAUGAAGCUUUAGCACCAAAAGAUAUUAAUUUCAUUCCAUUGAAUCAAACCAAAGAAAUUAAUGGUGAAGAAUUGAUGGAAUUUUAUGAAAAGGAUAAGAACAUUGGUAAAUUCUUGCAUAUUAUUAAAGAUUCUCCAGUUUAUCCAGUUAUGCUUGAUGCCAAUAGAACUGUUGCUUCAUUACCACCAAUUAUUAAUAGUGAUCAUUCUAAGAUUUCUUUAAAUACUAGAAAUGUUUGGAUUGAUGUCACCGGUACCGAUAAAACUAAAACUGAAAUUGUUAUAAAUCAAUUGGUUGCUAUGUUUUCUCGUUAUUGUAAAACUCCAUUUGAAAUUGAACCAGUCCAAAUCAUUUCUGAACAUAAUGGGGAAACUAGAGUUUGUCCAAAUGUUACUCCAAGAACUGCUCAAGCUGAAAUUCCAUAUAUUAACUCCUGUGUAGGUUUGGAUUAUUCUGGUGAAGAAAUUUCUAAAUUAUUGAAGAAAAUGUCUUUGGAUGCAAGUACCUCAACUAGUGACAAAGAAAUUAUUGAUGUUAAAAUCCCAAUAACUAGAUCAGAUAUUUUACAUCAAUGUGAUAUUAUGGAAGAUGUUGCUAUUGCUUAUGGUUAUGAUAACUUGAAAAAGACCAAACCUCAACAAACCGAAAGUUUAGUUGCUGCUCCAUUACCUGUAAAUAAAGUCGCUGAUAUUUUAAGAUUAGCAAGUUCACAAGCUGGUUAUUUGGAAGUUAUGCCAUUGACUUUAUCUUCUCAUGAUGAAAACUUUGGUUGGUUGAAACAAAAGGAUGAUGGUACUACUGCAGUUAAAUUGGAAAAUCCAAAGACUAUUGAAUAUCAAGUUGUUAGAACUACUUUAUUACCAGGUAUUUUGAAAACCAUCAAAGAAAACAGAAAACAUUCAUUACCAAUCAAAGUUUUCGAAUGUGGUGACAUUGUCUUGAAGGAUGAUAAAUUAGAAAGAGGAGCUUUCAAUCAACGUAAUUGGGCUGCUGUUUAUGCUGGUAAAACUUCUGGUUUUGAAAUGGUUCAAGGUUUAUUGGGUAAAAUCAUGCAAACCAUGAGAACUCCAUGGUUGGAAAAACCACAAGAAGAUAAAAGAAGAGGUUAUUGGAUUGAAGAAGAUAAAGAAAACCCAACUUUCUUCCCAGGUAGAGGUGCUAAGGUUUUCUUUAGAAGUGCUGAAAAUGGUGAAGGUAAAGUUAUUGGUAAAUUGGGAGUUUUGCACCCAGAAGUUAUGAAUAACUUUGAUAUUCCAUAUGCCGCAUCAUCCGUUGAAAUCAAUGCUGAAGUUUUCUUGUAA
This is a messenger RNA of Candida tropicalis MYA-3404, 1782 nucleotides long. It is a transcript of the gene FRS1, whose product is annotated as phenylalanine--tRNA ligase subunit beta. Gene Ontology annotation, molecular function: RNA binding; magnesium ion binding; ATP binding. The coding region runs from base 1 to 1782 and encodes 593 amino acids. The record is from RefSeq and is a predicted model, not a curated record. Gene Ontology annotation, cellular component: phenylalanine-tRNA ligase complex; cytoplasm. The transcript has a single exon. Gene Ontology annotation, biological process: phenylalanyl-tRNA aminoacylation. Lineage: Eukaryota; Fungi; Ascomycota; Pichiomycetes; Serinales; Debaryomycetaceae.